Molecule: messenger RNA, 912 nt
Organism: Williopsis jadinii
Lineage: Eukaryota; Fungi; Ascomycota; Saccharomycetes; Phaffomycetales; Wickerhamomycetaceae
Gene: CHS7
Product: Chs7p
Exons: 1
Coding region: 1-912 (303 amino acids)
Biological process (GO): protein folding
Cellular component (GO): endoplasmic reticulum membrane
Source: RefSeq, a predicted model, not a curated record
AUGGCAUUUGGUGAUUUCAACUCGCUAUGCCACAACACGCCACUCCCGUUGUGCCAGGUUGUGAAGGCAACGACGAGCGAGCAGUUCACGCACCUGAACGAAGGGAUCAUCCCUGAGUGCUACGCCCGUCCGAUAGACGUUGCCAAUACCGUGAUAUUCCAGAUUGGUAACGCCUUUGUCAACAUUGGUGCCCUCGUGAUCAUGAUCAUCAUCAUCUACAACGUCAGAUCGAAGUACACAGCUAUCGGAAGACUGGAGAUGCUAUUCUUCUUUUAUUUGAUACUGGCGUUGAUCGUGGCGACUUUGGUUGUUGAUUGCGGCGUGAGCCCUCCUGGAACAGGGUCCUAUCCGUACUUUGUGGCGUUACAACUCGGGUUGGCGUCCGCAUCGUGUUGGUGUUUGAUGAUUUGUGGGUUCUUGGGCUUCAGAAUGUGGGAGGAUGGUACGAAGAAGUCGAUGUGGUUCCUGAGACUCUCAACAUUGGCUCUUUUCAUACUUACUUUUGUAAUCAGCUUGAUCACUUUCAACGAUUGGAUCCUCAACAACACCAUCGACUCGGAGCACACCACAGGGCUGUUCGUUGUGAUAUACGUCUUCAACGCAAUCUUCUUAGCCAUUUAUAUCGUUUCCCAGAUAUUGUUGGCUCUACUGGUGAUAAAGAACUACUGGGUUGUGGGUGUGAUUGGACUUGCGGUGGCAUCAUUCAUCAUUGGCCAAGUGCUCAUGUACGCGUGCUCCAAGCCUAUCUGCGAAGGAGUCAACCACUACAUAGACGGGCUCUUCUUCGGCUCGUUGUGUAACUUGUUCUCCAUCAUGAUGCUGUACAAGUUCUGGGAUAUGACCACUGACGAUGACUUGGAAUUCAGCAUCAGCAUCGAUAAGGACGGCGCAGUGUUAUUCGCUGAGCGUUGA